AUGGGAAAAGAAAAUAAAGAAACCAAUGUGGAGAACACUCAGGAGGCUACAGCCAAGCAGGAUGUGGCCAGUACUGUUUCUGUGGAUAAGUUUGUUCUUGAGUUAAUAUCUUCAAUGGAUUUGAUUAAAAGAGGUGUGGAGUCGGCAGAUCAAAGAUUAAUUGGGCGUGCUUUGAGAUUAUGCAGUUUGAGUAGGAGUAAUUUAAAGAGGAAAUAUAUGUUGGAAGUUUUAAGUGGCCUUGAGAAGAUGAUAAUGACCCAAGAGCCAGAAGAAUCGAAUAUUCUAAUGUUGAAAUCACUAAGAUUGAAUUUAGAUUUAGAGUUUUUAAUGUGUGAGAAUGAUGUGGAAAUGAAAGACGAACCAGAAAAUGUUGAAUCUGAAAAUAAGAAGACAAUUAAUAUGAUAGAAAAGAUGGAUUGGAAUUCAAUGAAGCCAUGUUUAAAGGAAUGUAUUACACUUUUGGGGCUUUUAGUUCUUAUAAGAAUGUAUAGUGUUAGGGCAGAAAAUUAUAUAGAAAAAAAAGAAAAGUCCUUGGAAUUAAAGAGAAGUAAUUUCCGGGAAUGCUUAGAAUUUUCUAAGAUUUUGUUUGAAUAUUGUAAAAGAAGCACAAGCCAGACAAUGGAUCAAAUAGUUUCAAAGGUUAUAUAUUUUUAUUCAAGAAUCCACGAAAUUUGUGGUGAAUUUACAAAUAUUAAGAAUGAAAUCCUAGAGUGUUACAGAAAUGCUGUGUUAAAUCACAAUAGUAUGACUCAGGCUGCAUGUAUUAACUUGAUCCUUAGAAACUAUGUGUUGACUAAAAGAUAUGAUUUGGGAUUAAAAGCAUUAGAGAAGAUGGUUUAUCCAGAAAAUCUUUCAUCUGGAAUACAACAAGCAAGAUAUUUAUAUUACUCUGGUAGAAUUUACUCUGCUCAACUUGAAUAUCAAAUGGCUUUUAAUAGUUUUACGCAGUCACUUAGAAAAACUCCUCAAACUAAAGGAAGAGGUUCACUUAAUUUUGCUCUUUCAGCUCAGAAGUUUGCGAUUGUGGUUCAAAUGCUCAUGGGAGAAAUCCCAGAUCGCUCCAUUUUUAAUUCAACUGAUUUGAGAAAAGGAUUAGCACCAUAUUUUGAGCUUGUAAAAGCAGUAAGAUCUGGUGAUAUGAAAGAAUUUGAUUUGAAUCUUCAGAAACAAGGCCAAAUUUAUGAACGUGACGGAACACUUUCAUUGAUUAAAAGGCUAGCACAUAAUGUUAUUAGGUCUGGACUUAAGACUAUAUGCUCAUCUUACAACCGAAUAUAUCUGGAUGAUAUUGCUGAACAUUUUGGUUGGGACAAUUCUCAUGAUGUUGAGGGAGUAGUUUCUAAAGCAAUUUUUGAUAAGGUUGUUGAUGCAAAGAUUAAUGACAAUAUUAAAUGCGUAGAGAGCCAACAGAAAUGUGAAACCUAUGGUUCUGAGUCAAUGCUCAAUAACCUCCAUUCUCGUAUUGCUUUUAGUCUUCUCCUUAGAAGUAAUGCUAUCAAAGCUAUGGAAUAUCCGCAGAAUAUGCCUGUUAAUAAAGAAAAUAACGAUGAUGAAGAGGCAAGAAGACUUUCACAAGAAGAAAUUGAAGCAGCUGUCAAUAGUGUUGACGAUGGAUUGCUUUAG
This is a messenger RNA of Cryptosporidium ubiquitum, 1623 nucleotides long. Its product is annotated as 26s proteasomal subunit S3 PINT domain containing protein. Lineage: Eukaryota; Apicomplexa; Conoidasida; Eucoccidiorida; Cryptosporidiidae. The transcript has a single exon. Gene Ontology annotation, molecular function: enzyme regulator activity; protein binding. The record is from RefSeq and is a predicted model, not a curated record. Gene Ontology annotation, biological process: ubiquitin-dependent protein catabolic process; regulation of protein catabolic process. Bases 1 to 1623 code for a protein of 540 amino acids. Gene Ontology annotation, cellular component: proteasome regulatory particle, lid subcomplex; proteasome complex.